GAUACUCUUCUUAAAUCUGUGCCAUAACUAAGUACAUCUUAAAUUCUAAGUAUAACAUAAUUUAUUUUUGGUUGUCAGAAAAUUUUUAUGUUCCACUUUACUAAGUUACACAUAAAAUGAAACGUAGCCAACUUCGCUUAGAUGUAAAAUGUCAAAAAAUUCAAAUUGUGUAAACGUAUGUGUGAUAUUUCAAAAACGGUAAAUUUAUAAAUAGAUUGUAAGACGCUUUGUGUUUGUUCAAAAGUUAUUAAUAAUGGCUGACAAAAAAAGGACAAGAAAUCCCAAUUUUUCUCUAAAAGAAAAGCGCACACUUUUAGAAUGUGCUUAUGAAGAAAAAGCAAUAAUUGAAAAUAAAAAAACAGAUGGAGUUACGUGGAAGGAAAAAGAAACAGCUUGGGAGAGAAUAGCAUCGAAUUUUAAUUCCCAUUCGGAUUCAGCAUGCUACAGGACCGUCGAAGCACUCAAAAAAUUUUACCAAGGCUAUAAAAAAGAAAUUAGGAAGGUGGCCGCAGACGAAAAAAUGUCCAGAAUUCAGACUGGAGGUGGCAAGGCCAUAAAUGUACGCGAUGAAAACUUUGAUCUUGCCAUAUCCAUUAUGAAUCCAAAAACAAUAACUGGAUAUGAAAACAUUUUUGAUGGUGAUGGUGCAGAUGAGUUGUUCGAAAAUGAACCCGGAACCAGUACAAACAUUAUUGAAGAAAGGCAGGAUGAUGAACCAAUUAAGGAUUGGGGAAAAUACAAACCUAGUCAAUUGAGAAACCCGAUACAUCCAAAAUUAAAGAAAAGUCAUGAGAAUAUAUCUGAUGAGCAGGAAGUUAUUAAUGAAAAUAUUGAUGACAAUAGCCCAAAAACUAGCAUUCUUAUGUCCAAAGGAUUUAAAAAGCAGUUUGGCAAUUCAACCACAAAAACAGAAAAUAAAAGUAACUGGUGUGGAAGGCGCAGACCAGUUGCCUCAACAUUACCUAGCAGCAAAGUAACCGAGCAAUAUACACAGCUAUCGGAAAUAAAAAUUGACCUUGCUAAGCUUCAAUAUGAUACCCAAAAAGAAGAAGCGACUCAAAAAAAAUAUACAGCCUCUAUUGAACACGAGUUAAGAAAACGUUCUUUUGGAUAUUGGAUAUAG
Messenger RNA from Eupeodes corollae, 1123 nucleotides. RefSeq lists its product as uncharacterized. The transcript is spliced from 2 exons. Lineage: Eukaryota; Metazoa; Arthropoda; Insecta; Diptera; Syrphidae. Bases 254 to 1123 code for a protein of 289 amino acids. The record is from RefSeq and is a predicted model, not a curated record.